Rhopalosiphum padi (bird cherry-oat aphid) is the source of this 5594-nucleotide messenger RNA. RefSeq lists its product as uncharacterized. The record is from RefSeq and is a predicted model, not a curated record. The transcript is spliced from 5 exons. Gene Ontology annotation, molecular function: oxidoreductase activity. NCBI's taxonomy places the organism in Eukaryota, Metazoa, Arthropoda, Insecta, Hemiptera, Aphididae. The coding region runs from base 3513 to 4757 and encodes 414 amino acids.
UUAUUAAUUCUUAUAUCAAAUAUCCUAUACAUUUUUUUAAUUUUUUCUAAAAUUCUUUUUUUUUAAUCGGCGAUAGCUCUUCUUGAAAAGCAUUUAUUUUUUUUUAUUCAAAACUUUCGCUUUCUUUCUCCCUUAUAACCUUAUAUUUAUCUUCAUUUAACUCUAUCUAUAUACUUUUCUCCUUUUAAAUUUUCCUUCGAUUAUAAUAAUCACUGUUCAAAAUUAUUAAUUCUUAUAUCAAAUAUCCUAUACAUUAUUUUAAUCGUUUCUAAAAUUCUUUUUUAUUAAUCGGCCAUAGCUCUUCUUGAAAAGCAUUUAUUUUAUUACAUUCAAAACUUUCGCUUUCUUUCUCACUUAUAACCUUAUAUUUUUCUAUAUUUAACUCUAUCUAUAUACUUUUCUUCUAUUAAAUUUUCCUUCGAUUAUAAUAAUCACUAUUCAAAACUUCAAAAUUAUUAAUUCUUAUAUCAAAUAUCCUAUUAAUUUUUUUAAUCUUUUCUAAAAUUCUUUUUUAUUAAUCGGUAAUAGCACUUCUUAAAAAGCAUUUAUUUUAUUACAUUCAAAACUUUCGCUUUCUUUCUCCCUUAUAACCUUAUAUUUAUCUAUAUUUAACUCUAUCUAUAUACUUUUCUCCUUUUAAAUUUUCCUUCGAUUAUAAUAAUCACUGUUCAAAAUUAUUAAUUCUUAUAUCAAAUAUCCUAUACAUUUUUUUAAUUUUUUCUAAAAUUCUUUUUUUUUAAUCGGCGAUAGCUCUUCUUGAAAAGCAUUUAUUUUUUUUUAUUCAAAACUUUCGCUUUCUUUCUCCCUUAUAACCUUAUAUUUAUCUUCAUUUAACUCUAUCUAUAUACUUUUCUCCUUUUAAAUUUUCCUUCGAUUAUAAUAAUCACUGUUCAAAAUUAUUAAUUCUUAUAUCAAAUAUCCUAUACAUUUUUUUAAUUUUUUCUAAAAUUCUUUUUUUUUAAUCGGCGAUAGCUCUUCUUGAAAAGCAUUUAUUUUUUUUUAUUCAAAACUUUCGCUUUCUUUCUCCCUUAUAACCUUAUAUUUAUCUUCAUUUAACUCUAUCUAUAUACUUUUCUCCUUUUAAAUUUUCCUUCGAUUAUAAUAAUCACUGUUCAAAAUUAUUAAUUCUUAUAUCAAAUAUCCUAUACAUUAUUUUAAUCGUUUCUAAAAUUCUUUUUUAUUAAUCGGCCAUAGCUCUUCUUGAAAAGCAUUUAUUUUAUUACAUUCAAAACUUUCGCUUUCUUUCUCACUUAUAACCUUAUAUUUUUCUAUAUUUAACUCUAUCUAUAUACUUUUCUUCUAUUAAAUUUUCCUUCGAUUAUAAUAAUCACUAUUCAAAACUUCAAAAUUAUUAAUUCUUAUAUCAAAUAUCCUAUUAAUUUUUUUAAUCUUUUCUAAAAUUCUUUUUUAUUAAUCGGUAAUAGCACUUCUUAAAAAGCAUUUAUUAUAUUUCAUACAGAACUUUCGCUUUCUUUCUCCCUUAUAAACCUUAUAUUUAUCUUCAUUUAACUCUAUCUAUAUACUUUUCUCCUUUUAAAUUUUCCUUCGAUUAUAAUAAUCACUAUUCAAAACUUCAAAAUUAUUAAUUCUUAUAUCAAAUAUCCUAUUAAUUUUUUUAAUUUUUUCUAAAAUUCUUUUUUAUUAAUCGGCCAUAGCUCUUCUUAAAAAGCAUUUAUUUUAUUUCAUUCAAAACUUUCGCUUUCUUUUUCCCUUAUAAACCUUAUAUUUAUCUAUAUUUAACUCUAUCUAUAUACUUUUCUCCUUUUAAAUUUUCCUUCGAUUAUAAUAAUCACUGUUCAAAAUUAUUAAUUCUUAUAUCAAAUAUCCUAUACAUUAUUUUAAUCGUUUCUAAAAUUCUUUUUUAUUAAUCGGCCAUAGCUCUUCUUGAAAAGCAUUUAUUUUAUUACAUUCAAAACUUUCGCUUUCUUUCUCACUUAUAACCUUAUAUUUUUCUAUAUUUAACUCUAUCUAUAUACUUUUCUUCUAUUAAAUUUUCCUUCGAUUAUAAUAAUCACUAUUCAAAACUUCAAAAUUAUUAAUUCUUAUAUCAAAUAUCCUAUUAAUUUUUUUAAUCUUUUCUAAAAUUCUUUUUUAUUAAUCGGUAAUAGCACUUCUUAAAAAGCAUUUAUUUUAUUACAUUCAAAACUUUCGCUUUCUUUCUCCCUUAUAACCUUAUAUUUAUCUAUAUUUAACUCUAUCUAUAUACUUUUCUCCUUUUAAAUUUUCCUUCGAUUAUAAUAAUCACUGUUCAAAAUUAUUAAUUCUUAUAUCAAAUAUCCUAUUAAUUUUUUUAAUUUUUUCUAAAAUUCUUUUUUAUUAAUCGGCCAUAGCUCUUCUUAAAAAGCAUUUAUUUUAUUUCAUUCAAAACUUUCGCUUUCUUUUUCCCUUAUAAACCUUAUAUUUAUCUAUAUUUAACUCUAUCUAUAUACUUUUCUCCUUUUAAAUUUUCCUUCGAUUAUAAUAAUCACUGUUCAAAAUUAUUAAUUCUUAUAUUAAAUAUCCUAUACAUUAUUUUAAUCGUUUCUAAAAUUCUUUUUUAUUAAUCGGCCAUAGCUCUUCUUGAAAAGCAUUUAUUUUAUUUCACUUUGAACUUUCGCUUUCUUUCAUUCUAUUAUAAUCGUCACUUAUUAAAAUGAAAAUGUCUCAUAUAAUCAAUCCAUAGUAUUGAUUUCUUUUCUCUAGCUAAAGUUUUUUCAUUUAUUUGUGACCGCGGCUGUUCUUAUCAAUCCCUUAUUUAUCUUCAUUUAUUACUUUUUCUAUUUUGGUCUUCUCCUUAUUGGUUUUUAUUCGAUUAUUGUCAAUUAUUGUCAAUGAUAAAAAUUAUUUUUCCUUUUCGAAUACCUCAUAAGUUUUUUUUCUCUGUAAAAUGUGACUACCCUCCAUAUUGAAUUUAUAUUAUAUAUGCACAUAAUUUUAUAUAAAAGCACCGACUUUUUCUUUAUUUAUUAGCACUUUCUUUUUUAAUGAUAAUUUAGCACAAACAAAUUGUAUACAUAUAAUAUGUUACAUUAUUUUGAUCGCACAAUAAAAAAAAUAUACACGAAAAAAAAAUUCAUUUUAUUUUUUACAUUUUGUGAGAUCUAUACCUUACCACGGUGAACGGAAAAUCAGCCAUCUACUUACCGACAGCUGUUGUUAACAGUUAAUACGCCACUGCAAUUUCAGUACACACUAUUUAAAUAAAAUAUAUAUGAAAUCGUGGUGAUGGUAAUGGUGUGUGUAAAAUAAUCCUUAUGUUAAUGAUAUUGUGUGGGUUAAAUGUGUGUUGGUGAUCGGGUGCAUAGAAUCGUUUGAUGAUAAUGUUCGUGUGUUCAGUAUCACGCGAUUUAGUCGUGCGUGAGUGCGUGCGACCAAAAUAUAUAAUAUGUAUAUACGACGACGUUAAUUAUAAUAUAUAAAUCAUUUAUUAAUUAUUAAUUUCAUCGUUCAAAGCGUACGGUGUCGGAACAUCUAUCGUUACUCACGUACACGAUUGUAUCAUAAAGGCCUAACACUUGGCCAUCGAUCACGGAAUGGACGUGCUGCUAGUAGGACGAAACCCGGACAAGCUGCGAGCCGUUGCCCGACUAAUAAGAAAAGAAUCAGCCGGACGGCGGCGGGUCAUUACGGUGGUGGCGGACUUUACGGAAGAUCCGGUGGCGCGGAACGAGACGGACGACGACGCGGGACAGCGGUACGGUAGCGGUGGCAGCAUCCUUCCGGAACUGCAGCAAGACGGUGGCCAGGACGACGACGUGUGCGACCGAUGUUUCUGCAAGAGCGACGGACAACGGCCGGCCCGUCUCCGGUGCCCUCUGUGGUAUCGGCGGCUGAGGGCCGUUGUCGAGGGCCGGUUACAACCGGCCGGCGGCGUGGGCGUGCUCGUAAACUGCGCAGGCGCGUGUUAUCCGCAUCCCGAGUUCUUCGCGGGUAUGACAGCCGACGAUGCCGUUGCAUUCGAAGACGACGACGGGCCUGUACUGCAGUUCACGGCAGACUAUUGCGGCAACGCUGACGCGGCCGUCCGGUGCAACGUGGCCGGGGCGGUGCACGUGAGCCGUAUAGUCCUGCCCGGCAUGUUGGCCCGCGGUCGGGGCCUGGUGAUCAACGUGGGCAGUGCAUCUGCGUCUGUACCGCCGGCCGCGCCACUGAUGACCUUAUACGCCGCCACAAAGAAAUUCCUGGAGAAACUGUCGUCCGACCUGGACGCCGAGUGCGCGUAUUUGACCAGAGGACGUGACGACGGAAACGAUGGACACGGCGUCCGGGUGCAGUGCGUCAGGCCCGCGUACGUGGCUACGGCCAUGUUGCGGUCCGCCAACCCGGACGUCCGCGUUGUAUCCGGUUGCGACGACGGACACGGUGACGAGGACGAGGACAACGAGGAGAAGUACGACGAAGACGACAACUACGGCGACGGAUGUUGGUGGACUUCCAGGAGGAAACGAUUGGAGGCUCGGUUUCAGCGUUGGCUGGUGCCGUCGGCCCGCCGAUGGGUACGGUCCGCGCUUCGACGAGGAGGACGAUUAUACGCCCGUGGCCCGGAUUCGGGGCCGGCCAACUACACUGGAUACUGGCCUCACACUCUGUUGGUGUGGUGCGCGGGGUUGGCCAGCGCCGUGACGCCUCGUCGGUGGUUCGUCGACCGAGUACUGAUCCCGGGAAUGCUCGUGUACCGCGCCAAGGGGCGAGCGGCCAUCGCGGCGGAGGAGAGGAGGAAAGCGUACAAACGAACCGCGGCGGCGGGGCGGCAGGACAAGACGAGGACGACGAAUUGACACGAAACAUACAUCGUCGUCGUCGUCGUACAAAACAUCGCGACGCUGCGGUGAGCGCGCAACAGUGCGGGGGACACGCGGCGGUCACAGGGGUGGCGAUCGGGGCAGCUGCAGCGCGGGUCUGCGGGUCACGGGCACACUGACGUGGCGGUCAAACGCAACCUCGGUGACAGGACGGGACGCGGGCGGUGGAGGAUAUAGAUCUCUAAAUAAUUAUUAUUACUAUUAUUAAAUAAUGCACACAUUCCGCACCAUAAUGUACAGCGAUCGAAAUCACAUCGCACUCGACGACAUAUUAUAAUAUUUUUCAAUUUACAAUUUCAUAUCUCAACUGUAAAACCCCUUCGAAAUAAUCAUAAUUAUACAAUACUACGUGUCGUGUUUAACAAACAUUAUAUUAUUUUAUCAGUCGCGUACAUUAGCACGCAAAAAAUAAACUUGUGGAUUCACCCUGCCCAUCACCAAGAAAUAAAAAUUGUCUAGCUUUCUAUAAUAUUAUAUUCUUACACAUACUGUUAUAUUAUAGAAUAGCAUAAUAUUAUAUUAUAUUAUUUUUAAUCACAAAUUUAAUAUUAUGCGCUUAUUGGUAUACCAUUUCGUUAUAAUAUUAUUGUUAUUUUAUUGCACUCAUACUUACACGCAUAUUAUAUUAUAUUACACAUAUCUAUCUAUUAAUCUAUCUAUUUAUUAUAUGUUAAAGUCGAUUUAUUCACUUUGAUUAUGUGCACAGUUUUGUUUGUUUUAAAUAUUGUAUUUAUAUCGUUUUAAUCUUAUUAUAAUAAUUAUACACGAAUAUUAUAUUUAUCAACAUAACAAUAAUUUUAUGUAUUUAUCUUC